Molecule: messenger RNA, 1901 nt
Organism: Chelmon rostratus (copperband butterflyfish)
Lineage: Eukaryota; Metazoa; Chordata; Actinopteri; Chaetodontiformes; Chaetodontidae
Exons: 5
Coding region: 204-986 (260 amino acids)
Source: RefSeq, a predicted model, not a curated record
GAUCGAAGGAAAGCCUGUCAAAAGACUGCGAGCUGGAAGAGAAAGUGAGAGAAAGAGCGAGCUGGUGGACUUCCCGAAACUGCCGAUUAGAUUCAGACAAGCAGUGUAGCUUUCCAGCCAUGCGUAUCACACAGCCGCUCCGACACACAAGAGCAAGGAGACUACAUCUGCUCAGAGAAAGCCAAGCCGGUCUGUGAUGAACCAUGGCCAACACACUGUUACAGUCAGACAUGAGUAAUUAUCUCCUCAGUGCCAUCAGCUGUCUCUGCCUUCUUCAUUCUGGUCUCUGUUCUGAGGAAUGCAGCCAAAUGGUUCUGGCAGAACGUGAUACAUUUUACGCACCAGCAGGGAGCAGUCUGUCUCUGUCCUGUGUGGUCCAGCACUGUGGAGACACCUGGAAGGGAAACUGGAUGUGGAGAAAUCCAACAGAUGAUAAGUCAAGGACUGUUGAAUCAAGUGUCAGGCACAUUUUGACAAGUGUGGUGGUCUCAGCCAAUGAGACUCGACUAAUUUUGAAUUUCCUGAGUGUGAACAAAUCGGACGACGGUUCCUAUGGAUGCAGCGUUGAAUGGGCUCAAGGUGACACUGAUCAUGGACAUUUGAUGUAUGUGAACGUCACUGGAGCUGUCCACUCUCAGAGGAGUGCAUUGCACAGGGUUUUGGUCUGUGCCGGUGCUUUUCUUUGUGUUUUCAUCGUUCUGGGAUUGGCUCGUUGUCUGAGUUCAGAAGUCAACCCUCAGCCACUUCCCAGCACUCUGUCCACGCAUGCAGCUGUGUACAGAGACCAACCACACCCAGCUCCACAGCCCCCACCUCGGUGCCCAGUACCCAAGAAACAUAUUGCUUCCUCUUACAAAGCUGCCCCCAAGUCCGAGCAGAAGACUGAGGUGGUGUAUGCAGACAUUUCCCAGGGUGCCCUGAGACAACAGGCAGCCCCCAGAGAGCCUGCCCAGUCCACUGUGUACUCAUCCCUCAGAUUUUCCUGAGGUGGUGGUGGAAAUCAAUUCAAUAUUUAUUUUUGUAGGACUCUGCGUGAUCUUUGACAUCUGACGUGGACUCACGGGACCUGGGAGCCUCUCGCUUGCAGGACUGCAUUUAUGAUUGCAAUUAUUCCAAGCCUGCGGCACAUUGUGGAAAAUCAUAAAAGCAAAGAGCAAAGUAAGAUCCAGCAGAGUAAUGUUUGUCCAUCAAACGUCUGUGGACUCUCCUGAUCACACUCUGCUGCGGAAUAUGCGACUGGUUUGAUUAUGAAGCGGAGAGAAGUGCCAAAAAUCCUUCAUAGGCACAAAACAGACAGCAAGUGGAGCAGACAGCGAGGAGAUGCUGCAGGAUGCAUCUAUCAGCUGACCCACCCUGAGGUGCUGCAGAGAGAAAAGACUCAGCGCUGUGCUAUAAUUUCACUCAUGUUAACGCCCCGUUUGUUUCAAAAUCUGGCUGCUGACAAGCAAAACAUGAAAUGCAGCCUGAUUUAAAGCUCUUGCAGUUUUUAAAAUGUGAAAACAAACUUUGUCUAUGGUGUUUGAUGUGUUUGUGUACAUAGAAUAUACAUAUAUAUGUAUGAACAAUGGAGCGUAUGGUGCUGCAAGCUUGCGCGUGGUGUGUAAAAUUUCAAAAACGAGAUAACCCGUAAAUGACACAAAAUACAACAUUUUAUUUUCGAAUAAAUUCUCAAUGGCACGUUACAUAACCAAAUAUACAUAUACAUGUUUAGACAUCUUUUAAAUUAAUGUAUUUCCUUUAAUCAUUUUCACCUUAUUAAUAAGCGUACUCUGCAGUUACAUUUUUUACAUGACAUCAAUGCAAAAGAAGUUAUCAUUUUAAUAAAUUAAGCAUACUAACAGAGAAAAGGCUGCAGGGCGUUUAGGCGAUACCCGCUACAAAUAAAUGACAUCUGAACUUCC